Molecule: messenger RNA, 588 nt
Organism: Leptosia nina
Lineage: Eukaryota; Metazoa; Arthropoda; Insecta; Lepidoptera; Pieridae
Source: the annotation of a GenBank genome assembly
AUGGCGGAUAAAGAAGGACCAGUCACCGUCAGUGAUUUGCCGAUUACGUUUCAGGUAAAAUACUUAGGACAAAGUGACGCGAGAGGAUUAUGGGGAAUCAAGCAUACGAGGAAACCAGUCGAUUUGAUGGUAUCGGCAGCUAAGGCGUUACCACCAGGUCAAAUCCUACCAAUAGUAAAGUUGACGAUCACUGUGGACGGUGUUCAUCUAGAAACCAUCAAUGUUGGCACAAGACGGGACGAAUUUGAACACAUGGCUGUUUUCUUCAACAUCGAGUCAAUAUCAUACGGAGUCCAGGACCUGGUCUACACGCGGGUCUUCUCCAUGAUAAUAGUCAAGGACAACGCUGAUGUUAAAGGCUUGAACCCGUUUGAAUGCCACGCGUUUGUUUGUGAGUCGAGGAAUGCCGCGCGACGUCUCACAUAUUCCUUGGCAGCUGCGUUUCAGGAUUACUCCCGGCGAGUGAAAGAGAUGCAAACUAAUCCAGAGUUAGACGAGAGGCCGCCAAGUCAGAAACCACAGAAGCGUUUCGCCAUCGACCUCAGAACACCUGAAGAGAUCGAGGCGGAUCUGGAAACGGAGGCGUAA